UUUCUACUCAUCAAGCUUUCAUCACUCACUAUCUUCAAGCAAACUUAAGAUAAAACAUAAGUGUAUAAAUCUUUUGUUUGUUACUAAAUAAUAUAAUCUUUCUAAGAAAUGGCGACUACUCCAUCUGUUCAAGAAAUCAGAAACUCUCAAAGAGCUGAUGGUCCAGCUGCCAUCCUAGCCAUUGGAACCGCUAACCCUGCUAAUGAAAUGUUACAGGCUGAGUACCCUGACUUUUACUUCCGUGUUACUAAGAGCGAGCAUAUGACUGAUCUCAAGCAAAAGUUUAAGCGCAUGUGUGAUAGAUCCAUGAUCAAGAAAAGGUACAUGCACGUAUCCGAGGAGUUGUUAAACGAAAACCCUCACAUGUGCGACUACAAUGCAUCAUCCCUAAACACACGCCAAGACAUCCUCGCAACCGAGGUGCCAAAACUCGGUAAAGAGGCGGCUGUUAAGGCCAUCAAAGAAUGGGGACAACCGCGGUCCAAGAUCACCCACGUCAUUUUUUGCACCACCUCGGGUGUAGACAUGCCUGGUGCUGAUUACCAACUUACCAAACUCCUCGGCCUCAAACCCUCGGUCAAGCGAUUCAUGCUUUACCAACAAGGUUGCUACGCCGGGGGCACUGUCCUCCGUCUAGCCAAGGACAUCGCUGAGAACAACCGAGGAGCUCGUGUAUUGGUGGUGUGUGCUGAGAUUACUGUUAUCUGUUUCCGUGGGCCUACUGAGACCCACUUGGACUCUAUGAUUGGACAAGCCCUAUUUGGGGACGGGGCUGGUGCUGUCAUAGUAGGUGCCGAUCCAGUAGAGUCCAUUGAGCGGCCCAUUUUUCAACUUGUCUGGGCCGCUCAGACAAUACUCCCUGACUCUGAGGGUGCCAUCGAUGGGCACCUUAGAGAAGUCGGGUUAGCCUUCCAUUUACUGAAGGAUGUUCCGGGCCUUAUCUCAAAAAACAUUGAGAAGGCCUUGGUUGAAGCAUUCAACCCUCUAGGGAUCGAUGACUGGAACUCCAUCUUUUGGGUGGCUCACCCGGGUGGUCCUGCAAUCCUAGACCAAGUGGAAGCCAAACUUGGGCUCAAGGAAGAAAAACUCAGCUCGACUCGACACGUACUUAGUGAGUAUGGAAACAUGUCUAGUGCUUGUGUUUUGUUCAUCUUGGAUGAGAUGAGGAAGAGGUCAAUGAAUGGAGAAAUGACUACCACAGGAGAAGGGUUGGAUUGGGGUGUCUUGUUCGGGUUCGGGCCGGGCUUGACCGUUGAGACCGUUGUGCUACACAGUGUGCCCAUAGUCAACUAAUUCAAGGUGAUUACGUGAAGCAUUUGCUACAAUUCAUCAAACAAUAUGAAGUUCAUAAAAAUGAUCUAAUGUUUUUUUCCUUCUUUUUUUUUUUUUUUUUUUUUUUGUAAUAAAUUCAUUGAUGCUUUAGGAUGUUAUACUCCUGUAAAAGAAAAAAAAAUGUGUUACGUGCCUACGUACUUGUAUCAAGUCAUACAAUAAUUUAUUCAAUAAAAAUCCUUUAUUCAAUAAUUCA
This is a messenger RNA of Chenopodium quinoa (quinoa), 1528 nucleotides long. Its product is annotated as chalcone synthase 6-4-like. The record is from RefSeq and is a predicted model, not a curated record. Gene Ontology annotation, biological process: polyketide biosynthetic process. NCBI's taxonomy places the organism in Eukaryota, Viridiplantae, Streptophyta, Magnoliopsida, Caryophyllales, Amaranthaceae. The coding region runs from base 109 to 1293 and encodes 394 amino acids. The transcript is spliced from 2 exons. Gene Ontology annotation, molecular function: acyltransferase activity, transferring groups other than amino-acyl groups.